AUGUACGGGGGUGCUGUAAUGAGUCAUGUGAUGAUGGCAGCGCGUCAGUUGUACGGUGGUGGGUCGGAUGUUAUAACUGAAGGCUCGGAAGGUUUUUACCCGAACUUCGGUUUGCAAAGCACGAUUCCUACUUGGCGUUUAGAAGGUAUGAAUGAUGUGUUGGUAAAGCUGGGUAGGAACAUGGAGAUGUUCCUAUGUUGUUGCGAAGGAAAGAUUCUUGAUCUCACGAGGUGCUUAUUUAUUGUGAGAUCCGUUGAUGAGUUAAAUGGUAUAGCAACAGUAAUUAAUUCCUACAUCACAUGGGUCCUAGAUACUCAGACUCAUGCAGGUGCGGACCAGUAUCAAGAAUUUCGAUUGGCGAAUGAUUCCAUCCAAUAUGAACUCUAUUGCAACGCGGCACUCUGGUCUACCGCAAGCGCCAGCGUGCGCCUUGAUGACCUACUCAUCCUCGACGACGAAAUAGGGCCCAGCAGUCUGGUCACCGCCGUGGGGAACAAUUGGGGGGUCGGAACAACCAUAUCUGCUAGAAGAACUGACAACAGAUUCGACGAGGAUGGCAACAACACUCAUGCACACUCAAGAGACUACUUGUUGUCUAUUAAGUACCUGAUGUCCUUUGCUAGACCACACAGUGAUUUGGAGUCGGCUUCUUCCUUGACUAUUUUUGUUAAGUGA
Molecule: messenger RNA, 675 nt
Organism: Gregarina niphandrodes
Lineage: Eukaryota; Apicomplexa; Conoidasida; Eugregarinorida; Gregarinidae
Exons: 2
Coding region: 1-675 (224 amino acids)
Source: RefSeq, a predicted model, not a curated record